Molecule: messenger RNA, 261 nt
Organism: Rhinolophus ferrumequinum (greater horseshoe bat)
Lineage: Eukaryota; Metazoa; Chordata; Mammalia; Chiroptera; Rhinolophidae
Product: beta-defensin 109
Exons: 2
Coding region: 1-261 (86 amino acids)
Biological process (GO): cell chemotaxis; defense response to bacterium
Molecular function (GO): CCR6 chemokine receptor binding; chemoattractant activity
Source: RefSeq, a predicted model, not a curated record
AUGAGGCGCCAUGUGCUUAUCUCCACUCUCCUCUUUCUGACUCUCUUGCCCCCAGUAAGAAGUGGUAUUGGUGCCUCCGAAAGACACUGUAUGAAUUUAUCUGGAAUCUGCAGAAGAGACAUAUGCAAAAUAGUAGAGGACACGAUUGGUGCCUGCCGAAGGAGGUGGAAAUGCUGCAGAGCGUGGUGGAUCCUAAUACCAGUGCCCACACCACUUGUCUAUUCAGAUUAUCAAGCACCCCUAAAGCAUAAAUUGACAUGA